This is a messenger RNA of Conger conger (European conger), 2221 nucleotides long. RefSeq names its product sodium- and chloride-dependent GABA transporter 2-like. Gene Ontology annotation, cellular component: membrane. Bases 169 to 1986 code for a protein of 605 amino acids. The transcript has 15 exons. Gene Ontology annotation, biological process: sodium ion transmembrane transport. The record is from RefSeq and is a predicted model, not a curated record. NCBI's taxonomy places the organism in Eukaryota, Metazoa, Chordata, Actinopteri, Anguilliformes, Congridae.
UCUGUUAACAGGUAUCACGCAAGGGAAGGAAGGGGAACAGUUCUCACCUGAAAGAUCCGUCAUUAAGGAUUUGUGUGGUGACAUCAGAGCCAAUAGGGAGGAGGGAUUUGCCUUAACAGGUUCCAUGAACCAGAGGUGCAUUUGAAGGUGGUCCAUCAGUCCGGUGUGAUGGCGGGCCCUGCCACUGAAAUCCAGGACAGGGGGCAGUGGGGAAGUAAAGUAGAAUUCUUCUUUGCCAUGGCUGGAAACAUUAUUGGCUUGGGAAAUGUGUGGAGGUUCCCGUACCUGUGCUACAAAAAUGGAGGAGGAGUGUUCCUUGUUCCCUAUGUCUUCUUCCUUUUCACCUGCGGGAUUCCCCUCUUCCUCCUUGAAACCUCGCUGGGACAGUACACGAGUCAGGGGAGCAUCACCUGCUGGAGGAAGAUCUGCCCCAUCUUUGGAGGACUGGGCUAUGGGAGUCAGGUGCUUGUUUUGUAUGGAGGAAUUUAUUACAUCAUCAUUCUGGCCUGGGCCUUCUUUUACCUGUUCUCCUCGCUCAGCUCACAACUCCCCUGGGCCAGCUGUGGUAACACCUGGAAUACAGACACCUGCACUGAGUUUGGCCAGAACAGCACCAUUGACUACUUUGCUGAGGAAGCUACAUCCCCUGUGAUUGAAUUUUGGGAGAGAAGGGUGCUGGGCUUGUCUGCAGGGAUAGAGGAGUUGGGAACUGUAAGAUGGGAGCUCGCCCUGUGCCUCCUGCUGUCCUGGAUCAUCUGCUUCUUCUGUGUGUGGAAAGGCGUGAAGUCCACAGGAAAGGUGGUGUACUUCACUGCUACUUUCCCCUACCUGAUGUUGGUGGUGCUGCUGGUCCGGGGGCUCACUCUGCCUGGAGCCAUAGAUGGCAUCAUCUUUUACCUGUAUCCAGACCCAACCCGGCUCACUGACCCUCAGGUGUGGUUGGAUGCAGGAAGCCAGAUAAUCUACUCAUAUGGACUCUGCAAUGGAUGCCUUACAGCCUUAGGAAGUUACAAUAAAUAUAACAACAACUGCUACAAAGACUGUGUGUAUCUUUGCUUGCUGAACAGUGGGACCAGCUUUGUGGCUGGCUUUGCCAUCUUCUCAGUUCUGGGUUUCAUGGCCCAUGAACAAGGAGUGGACAUCUCUAUGGUGGCUGAAUCAGGGCCCGGCUUGGCCUUCAUCGCGUACCCGCGGGCGGUGGCCAUGAUGCCUGUGCCCCAGCUGUGGGCCGUUUUCUUCUUCAUUAUGAUCAUCCUGCUGGGACUCGACAGUCAGUUUGUGAGUCAGGAAUCGCUGGUCACUUCCAUUUCAGACAUGUACCCCUCCAUCUUUCAAGUUGGACACUGGCGUAAACUCCUGCUCCUAUUAAUCAGUGUGAUCAGCUUCUUGAUUGGCCUGGUGAUGGUCACAGAGGGUGGUCUGUACAUUUUCCUGUUGUUUGAUUACUAUGCCUGCAGUGGAAUGGCACUCCUGGUCUUUGCCAUCUUUGAGUCGGUCUGCAUUGGCUGGAUUUAUGGUGCUCGCCGGCUGUACGACAACAUUGAGGACAUGAUAGGCUAUCGGCCCUGGCCCCCGAUACAGUACUGUUGGACCUAUGUCACACCCACUGUCUACAUCGGUACCUUCAUUGCCUCUAUGGUGAAGUACACCCCCCUCAUGUUUAACAGCACAUAUGAGUAUCCCUGGUGGGCUUACGUGAUUGGUGGGUCCCUGACUCUCUCCUCCACCCUCAUGGUCCCUCUCUGGAUGGGCUAUUCCAUCAGCGUCACCCCUGGAACAUUAUGGCAGAAAGUUCAAGUGCUCUGCACCCCAGCCCCUGACCUGUCCAUCUCCAGGACGGAAAAGGGGACUCUCUGUCCCCCAACAUUCGAGACUUUCACAGAGAUGUGCACCCUACGCCCCCACCGGACCCCCAAUUGCCCCUCUACAAUGGCAGCCCACUGCAGUACACCUUCUACUCCAACAAGCCAUUUCCAAUGGGUUUAAAAAAUGAGAGCACACCCAUCUGUGGACCCUGGUGUCAAUCACUGCCAGCUUGGGUGUCUUCCCUCACUUCAUUUGGGUCAGCCUGUCCACCCAACCUACAGACACCACCCAAAAAAACCCAAAGGAAUGCACAAACACUGUGAAUGCUGUGAAGACUCUGUGAAUGGACAUAAAAUGCAGCAAUUGACUGCCUUCUAUUGUUGCCACAUAUGAACAUACAGCGGGCCCUGGAAUU